GAAGUAAUCCAGAGUCGGGCUUUGUGGGGGCGACAAAAGGAGGUAAGGAAACCGAGAAACCAAAGAAAAUUGAAAAAAAAAAGAAAAGAAAGUGAAACCAUCUCCCCUCUCUAUCUCUCUCUCUCUCUCCACACAACACACAGAAGAGAGAGAAAGAAACAAAUAUAGAGAGAGAAAGAGAAGAGAUUACGAUUACAAGAUUAUCUCCUUCUUCACAAGAAGAAGAGACCGGUAUUUCUGCCCCUCUCUAACUUUCUCUCUCUAAAAACUUAAAAGUCUCUCCCUUUAUCCAUCUUCGGCCAUGCGUAGAGCCAGGGCAACCGCGGCGGCGAAGGCGGCGGCGGCAGCAGCUGGAGAAACCAACGGAUCUGGAACGGGAGCCGCCGCGAAGGAGAUCAGGUUUCGCGGCGUCAGAAAGAGACCGUGGGGCAGAUUCGCGGCGGAGAUCAGAGACCCCUGGAAGAAAACUAGGGUUUGGCUCGGCACCUUCGACUCCGCCGAGGACGCGGCUCGAGCCUACGACGCCGCCGCUCGUUCCCUACGCGGACCCAAGGCCAAGACCAACUUUCCUCUCUCCACCUCUCCCGUCCCUCCUUACACUCUUCUCCAAGAAAACCCUAACGAUGCCCUCAUCGCCCACCGGUUGUAUCAUUCCAACCAUUUUCACGACCACCAGAUCACUCCCCAGAGGCCCACUUCCAGCAGUUUGAGCAGCACCGUCGAGUCCUUCAGUGGGCCCAAGCCUCCGCCGUCGCAGACGGCCGUGACGCAGCCCCCCUCCUCCAGGCGGCACCCUCGAUCGCCGCCAAUCUUGCCCGACGAUUGCCGCAGCGACUGCGACUCGUCGUCUUCGGUCAUCGACGACGGUGAUGGAGACAUCGCCUCGUCGUCGUUUCGGAAACCCUUGGCUUUCGAUCUCAACCUUCCUCCGCCGCUGGAUGAGGCUGACUUGGGCUGUGGCGAUGACGAUCUACGGUGCACAGACCUUUGCCUGUGAUGAUGGGUCAAACAAAACCAUUCUGAUCAAACCACCCUUUACUGUUUUUUUGCUCUCUUUCAUGCAGAGAAAAAAAGAAGAAGAUGAACAAUUAAGUAAUAUAUAUAUAGGUCAAAUCGUCUUUGCUUCUAUGUGUCUGCUCGGGUCUUUUUAUCUUGUUUCAAGAGAAUUUACCUUUCUCUCUCGUCUCUCCCUCUCUCUCUCUUAUGGUUAUGGUUAGAGUAUUUGAUCUUGUCAUGCUAUGAUCUAAGAGUUUUUAGUUUCUUCAACUGUAUGGGCUUUUGAAUCUAAGAAGUCUGUUGUUGUUGGAGUUAUAUUUACAUGUAACAAUGGAGUAUCAGUUCAGAUCUGUUAUGGUUUUUCUUCUGUUCUUGAUCUCUGAUACUUCUCACCCUCAUGUCCUGUAAAGAAUUUAUCUCAUUCAAUGCUACCCAGAGAAAAUCUAUUAUCUCUCAA
Molecule: messenger RNA, 1453 nt
Organism: Cornus florida
Lineage: Eukaryota; Viridiplantae; Streptophyta; Magnoliopsida; Cornales; Cornaceae
Product: ethylene-responsive transcription factor 3-like
Exons: 1
Coding region: 302-997 (231 amino acids)
Biological process (GO): regulation of DNA-templated transcription
Molecular function (GO): DNA binding; DNA-binding transcription factor activity
Source: RefSeq, a predicted model, not a curated record